Molecule: messenger RNA, 1599 nt
Organism: Protomyces lactucae-debilis
Lineage: Eukaryota; Fungi; Ascomycota; Taphrinomycetes; Taphrinales; Protomycetaceae
Product: sterol 24-C-methyltransferase
Exons: 3
Coding region: 408-1547 (379 amino acids)
Biological process (GO): ergosterol biosynthetic process
Cellular component (GO): endoplasmic reticulum
Molecular function (GO): sterol 24-C-methyltransferase activity
Source: RefSeq, a predicted model, not a curated record
UAGAUCAUAGUGCUCCCGGUCUUCGGGGUCACAUCGACUGACUUGUGAGGCACGCACGAAAGUGCACCAACAUCCAGAUCUUCAUGUGUUCCAGUGAUGGUGAAUCAUGUGACAGGGUCAGUGCAUGAGCAGUGGCAGGUAAGAGCAUUUCAUAAUGCGCAGCAGCUACGACUCUUUGCGCCUCACCACUUUCAGAACGUCGGAGGUGAACAGGCAGACGCUGCAUUCAUCUCGCAGACUCCCUUGCGCAGUCGUACUGAAAUAUCACUUUUCAAUCGACUGCCGUCAAUGUAUGCAUCCUCGACAUAGAAGCGAAAGGCCACUGUUUUGCGACGAGCGCUGUGGUCCAUCUGAGUAAAGCAAAAUUUGACCCGACCAAGCAGCAACACCCAUCACACUCCUUCAGCAUGUCUUCCAAUUCGCGUCAGAUGAUUCACAACCGCGACAAGGAGCAUUCCAAAGCGAUGCACGGUAAAUCAAGCGGUGCAGCACGUACAGGAUUCGGUGCCAUGAUGGCCAAGGACAAGACGGCCGCUGAGCUUGAAGCGGAAAAGUACUUCAAGUUCUUUGAACGCAAGUCUGGCGAUACAGCCGACGACAAUAUGAACUCGCGGAUCGAAGACUACACAGGCUUGACCAACGCCUACUACAACUUGGCUACAGACUUGUAUGAGUAUGGCUGGGGACAGAGUUUCCAUUUCGCUCGUUACUACCGUGGUGAACCCUUUUAUCAGGCCAUUGCCAGGCAUGAACACUAUCUGGCGCACAAGAUGAGUAUCCCUAAAAGUGCAAAAGUCCUGGAUGUUGGAUGCGGUGUGGGUGGACCAGCGCUUGAGAUUGCUCAAUUCACAGGUGCGCACAUCACGGGCCUCAACAACAAUGACUAUCAAAUCUCACGCGCUGAAGCAUUUGCUGCGCGUCGUGGAUUGUCUGCACAGUUGAACUUCACGAAGGGUGAUUUCAUGCAGAUGCCAUUUGAGGAUGAGCAAUUUGAUUGCGUGUAUGCGAUUGAAGCGACGGUGCAUGCACCAAAGCUCGAAGGUGUCUAUGGAGAGAUUUACCGAGUCUUGAAGCCAGGCGGUACCUUCGGUGUGUAUGAGUGGCUCAUGACGGAUGCAUACGAUGCCAGCAACAAGCAACACCGAGAAAUUGCUUAUGGCAUUGAAGUUGGCAAUGGUAUUCCUCAAAUGGUCAAGAUUGAAGAAUGUCUGCGUGCUUUGAAGGCCGUUGGGUUUGAAGUGACCUUCAACGAGGAUCUUGCUGCAGAUGAUGGCUUUGUUCCUUGGUACUACCCAAUCGAGGGCAAGCUGUCUAACGUGCAGAGCCCAUGGGACUUGUUUACGUGCUUCAGGAUGACGGCCGCUGGUCGGUUCUUGACACAGACGGCUGUUGGUGUUAUGGAGAAGGUGGGUUUGGCACCGAAGGGCACUCAGGCAAUUGGUCACACCCUUGAGGUCGCUGCAGAUGCACUUGUGGAAGGUGGCAAGCUCGGCUUGUUCACGCCCAUGUAUCUGGCAGUCGCAACAAAGCCGGCCAAGAAGAACUAGAUCUGUCUUGACUUGCGAUAUUUGUGGAUGUAGAGAAGGUUUCCUUGUUUGA